Messenger RNA from Clonostachys rhizophaga, 714 nucleotides. The record is from the annotation of a GenBank genome assembly. NCBI's taxonomy places the organism in Eukaryota, Fungi, Ascomycota, Sordariomycetes, Hypocreales, Bionectriaceae.
AUGGUCGGUAUCAAGAAACUCAGCCUCCCAGGACUUCUCUGGCUCGGCCUUGCCACCCGGGGACUCGCUCUGGGAAUUGAUGAAGCUACCGACGAUCUCACUCUUGUGGAGAGAUCUGAUGCUGAGGAGGUCUUCACACGUGAUUUUGACGAUGAGCUCUAUGAGCGUGACUUCGAGGACGAACUGGAUGAGCGGGACUUUGAUGAUUUUGAGCUUCCCCUUCAAGUCCGUGGAGGCGCUUCGAUCAACUUCAGGGAGAGAGUUAUCACUGGUCCAAAGAACACCGUCAAUAAACAACCUAAGCAAUUCAGCGCGGCUGAAAUGAAGGCCCACGAUGAAAGGACCAGGAAGCAUAUUUCUGGACCUGCUCCAUACAGACGAGGCCUCAAGGCUCGCGGCGGCGCUUCAAUCAACUUCAGGGAGAGAGUCAUCACUGGCCCAAAGAACACCGUCAAUAAACAGCCUAAACAAUUCAGCGCGGCUGAAAUGAAGGCCCACGAUGAAAGGACCAAGAAGCAUAUUUCUGGACCUGCUCCCUACAGACGAGGCCUCAAGGCUCGCGGCGGCGCUUCGAUCAACUUCAGGGAGAGAGUUAUCACUGGCCCAAAGAACACCGUCAAUAAACAACCUAAGCAAUUCAGCGCGGCUGAAAUGAAGGCCCACGAUGAAAGGACCAGGAAGCAUAUUUCUGGACCUGCUCCAUACAGGCGGUGA